Molecule: messenger RNA, 1744 nt
Organism: Pelobates fuscus (common spadefoot toad)
Lineage: Eukaryota; Metazoa; Chordata; Amphibia; Anura; Pelobatidae
Gene: CDC42EP1
Product: CDC42 effector protein 1
Exons: 3
Coding region: 528-1469 (313 amino acids)
Biological process (GO): positive regulation of actin filament polymerization; positive regulation of pseudopodium assembly; regulation of cell shape
Cellular component (GO): membrane; cytoplasm
Molecular function (GO): small GTPase binding
Source: RefSeq, a predicted model, not a curated record
CUUCACAGACCCUUAUACUUUCAGCUGCUUGUAUACGGGACCAAAGAGGAUAACUGCUCUGCCUUUGGAAAUCUCACCCAUUAAAUCAAACAAAAUAAUAGAAGAGAGACAGUUAUAGAAGCACAGGUUUACGUUGGAGAAAAAUCAGUUGCUGGACAACAAGAGGUACACAAAAAGAAAAAAACUUAACGACAAUUAAAGGACUUUCUGGAAUAUCAGUUGCCUGGAUGUUUAUUUCAAUGCCACAUGAUCUUUUGUGAAGAAUAGAUCACAGAACAUUGGAUUUCAAUAAGUACCUAAUCUAUAGAAGUCACAUAUAGAUUACUGAUGUCAUUAAAUGUGUACCAGACAGACAACAAUAAAGAAGCUUUAUGUUAUGGUUGAUUGUUGCAAAUUCACAGUAUAACAGACACUGUUACCAAACAAAAUUGACUGGAUCCUAUAAAACAAUAUUAUAUCCGCACAACUCAAUGCCUUGUGCUGUUUUACCAUUGCUGUAGUGACACUCUUCACAAACUAGACUCAAAAUGAAUUUUGGGAGCUUACCAGUUAUAAAAAGUCUGGUUGCUCGCUCAAAGCGAGAACGUCGUUUGGAACUGACCACAGAUAUGAUAAGUCCUCCUCUAGGAGACUUUCGCCACACUGUGCAUGUUGGUAGAAAAGGAGAAGUCUUUGGAGAUGCAUCCUUUCUGAGCAAAUUCCAAGAGAAGCAUAGUCACAAUCGAUGGAGCCACUUUACCAGAAAUUUGCGCCAAACUAGGUGGGUGUCAUCAGGACAAUCCAAUACUGGAUCUCCCAUAUGUCCACCACCUCCUAUUUCCCCAAUCAUUAAGAAUGCUGUGUCUCUGCCACUGCUCACUAACCAUGACUGGGAUGAAGAUAAGGAUGAAGACACAGAGGAAGAUUGGAAGAGUGUAACACAAAGUCCGUCUGGAUUACAUGCUGGUUUUUGCACACUACCCCGCCACCCUUGCUCAAAGGAGAAGUCUGGGGAUACUAGUUAUAAAGUGGAAAGAGAGGAAUGGGCCAAAGAAGACUUUAUGGAUGCCAAAGAACAUAGCAUUUCUACUGAACCACAGGAGUGUUCUAGCCACCUCUGGCAAGCUGAUUCAAUGGAAUCCUUGGUUAUGGACUUUGGUCCAUCCCUUAUGAGCGAGAUCAUGAACAAAAUUAGUUUUUCUGAUAGUCCUACAGGAAUUCUAAAUGAAUCUGGGCCAAUUGAACAAGAAAUAUUGCCAACAAAUCUCUACUCAUCCAUUUUGAGCAACACAAUGAACAAUAGCAAAUGGGAUCCGGACCAGUCACAGACAGCUGUCAAAGAACCAAAAGGGCUUGCAAGUUGGGAGCACGUCAAUACAAAUCUGGAAAUGGAAGUGGAGGACUAUCAUAUAAUUAAAUCAGAACAGGGCUACACUGGAGUCACUGAGGAUUUAUGGGACAUGGAUGAUGGAUCUGAGGUAGAGAUGUAAUUAAUCAAGGAAAUCAAAAAAUUAUAAAAGGUUGUUUUUUUUCCUCACUUUGUAUAGGAGAGAAAACUGAAGAAAUUGGGUAUUUUCUAUAUGUGGACUAUAUUUUUACAUAAACAUUAAAUUUACUUUAUAUAAAAUUGUACUGCGUGAAAAAAUGACAAAAUAUAAAUGUAUAAAUGCUUUAGUAUUACUCUGACAGAUUGCACCAUAAUAUACUACACUGCUGGUUAUCUUAAAGGAAAACUGUCACUUCUGCAGAAGGUAGAUCCCCAAAU